UAGAUGGCCUGGCUCGACUUGCAGGGACCGCACGGGCUCUGUUUCGAUUGCUCAGGCCUGGGCAGACUCCAGCCUUGUGUCUUUAAGGAACUGGCUCGUCCGUUGUCAACAGGCUGCGCGCGGACACGAGCCGUCGAAACUACUCGGAACGUGGAAGUGACUCGAGACGUGAACGUGUCGAGAGAAAAUAACGUCAAAUCGCUUCGGAAGUUCAGUGUUUUGCUCGUCGUUUCCAGACUUAAAGUGAAACCCCCGCUGGCACACGAAGCCCCCUGAGCACCAUGGCCAUGUGGAACUUGACUCUUCAGAAGCAGAUGCGAGUCCCAGACUGGAUUGAAUGGCAGUGAGGAUCCAAGACUCAGUGGGAGUACUGCAAUGACCAGUCAGCAUCUUGGCCAUGCAGAGAGCGUUAAUUCCACAGACAAACAGCCACCUGCUGUGGCCCCCAAGCUCCAUGUACAGCGAUCGCUGUCAAAGGACAACAUCACAAUCCACUUCUCAGCUUUUGGGAAGGAGGAGGAGGAAGAAGAGCUGUACAGUACAUUCGUGGCCACUACCUCAACCGUGCAGGAUGCCUCAAAUAUCGUGACAGCCGUAGAAGCCAGCGAGGUGAUGUUUGAAGGAGUGCCGAUGGACUCUGCAGCCAAGGUCGCUGUCAUUCCUGAAACAUCCAGACUUUCUCCCGUGUCAAGACAUCACAAUGUCAGUUCUCCCACACAAUCUCCAUCAAGGUGUAUUGCUGAGCAAAAAGGUAUAUUUUCCAGCUCCUCUCCCACUAAAUCUUUGAGCUUUCCCUCAAGUGAAAAACCUUUUCUCAGUUUGGUGAAGUGUCUUUCCUCCGAAGCCCCUGAGACUCAUGACAGAGUAUCUUCUGUUCCUGCUACAUCAGUGAAGCACAGGCAUCUCAUGAAGACUCUCGUCAAGUCUUUAUCUUCAGAUGCAUCCCAGGAAUCCUCCUCCUCUUCCACAUCCUACCGUCUUCCAGAAUCCCGCCUUAACCUGCAACUUUUUAAGCAAUUCACACAGUCCCGGAUGCCGUCUGCUACCAUGUCGUCAGCUGGUGACUCUAAAACUGCCCCUUCCUCUCCUUUGACCUCAACUGAUAGCCGCAGCUUCUUCAAAGUCUCAGAUGUCGAGGCACGAAUUGAAGACACUAAGCGUCGCUUCUCUGAAGUCAUCUCAGAACCGCUCCAGAUGCUGAGUAAGAUCAUUGAUGAAAAGAGCAGCAGCUUAGUUAGCGGCAGCAUUUACCGGCCAAAGGCACUCUCUGUCAGUGCCUCAGAACUCUCCAACAUUACUUCUAUCAAUGGUCACCUGGAGAGUAACAACAAUAAUUGCAUCAAGGAGGAAGAAGGAGGCUGGGAGGAUGAGAGCUCCAACAGUGGGGCCUCUGGUCCACCUGAAGCCCUGGUUCCCUCCACUGUGGACAGUAAGAGCCCCAACACACCAUCUUUACUUUCUAUUUCAUUGGAAAAGUGUUCUAUGUCUGCUCUUGCUAAACAGGAGGAUGAGGACUUUUGCGUCCUGCACAGUGAGGACUUUGAAACUUGUACUGACACAGAAGGAGAUGGAAGUGAUAGAACUGAUGAUACUGGAACUGGAAGUCAAACCAAAGUGCUACUAAGUGGUAGUACUGAACCGUGCAGUGAAGAUGAAUCUGAAAGUAUUGUUCCAGUACCUAGUGUCCCUCACUAUACUCUCAUCACCCUCACUGUACUGGUCUAUGGGUACUUUGUGUUACCUCUGCCCACCUACAUUGGAGGAAUGCUACUCGGGGUUGGGCUUGGAUUUCUUUUAGCCAUCGGAGUUGUGUGGCUAACGGGACCAAGACCUUCUGGUGGUUUUAGAAAUUCCAGACAACAUGGGAAACUUUCGAAUCUGAUCAGGUUGGAAAUUAAGGAACCAGAAAUCUACAAGGGCUGGAUGAAUGAGAUAUCAAACUACGACCCAGAGACGUACCACGCCACACUGACCCACUCUGUCUUUGUCCGGUUGGAGGGCUCCAUCAUUCGUCUGUCUAAGCCCAACCACAACAUCCCCCGCCGUGCUGCACACAAUGAGCCAAAACCCGAUGUCAACUACAUCAGUCAGAAGAUCUAUGACGUUACCAACAGCAAGGUAUACCUAAUGCCUCUGAGCCUGGCCAGGAAGCGUGUGUGGAACAAAAAAUACCCUAUCUGUAUCCAGCUUGGCAAACAAGAUGACUUCAUGUCAAAGGCCGAGGGUUGGGAUGCCGAUGAGGGCACGAGCAUAAGGGACAGAGGAGAGGGCAGUGGAGGACCACAGGAGCGAGGAUCUGCAUCUUCAUCCAGUAGAAAGCUGACCCUUUACUUGUUUGCAAGGACUGGAAGGGAGAAGGAGGAGUGGUUCCAGCGGUUCCUCUCAGCUUCCAAGCUCAAGGCCGACGUGAAGAAAUCUCCCAGUGUUGCAGGGACUAAAAGUGGUCAGAGCUCUCACAGCCGCAGCAGCAGCCGCAGCAGUCUGGAUGAGCUUCAUAUUUCUCAACUAAGGCCAAAGGACUCCUCGGUCCCCACAACAGCAGCAGGUAGUGCCAAAACCAAGUCACUGUUGGACUACAGUGUCUAUAUGGCCAGUUUACUGCCAGAACAGGGGACAGUCAGCCCUACAACUGCCAGCACUGCUGUACUGAGUCCUCAGAGCAGCCCUGGAGCUGACAAGAAGCUUCAGAACAGCACUUCAGCUCAGGUUCAGCCCAGAGGGGAGGAGGAGGAGGCUGUUGCCUGGGUGAAUGCUGCUCUUGGUCGGGUCUUCUGGGACUUUCUGAACGAACCUUACUGGGCUGAACUGGUCUCCAAGAAGAUUCAGAUGAAGCUCAGCAAGAUACGGCUGCCUUACUUCAUGAACGAGCUUACCCUGACAGAACUGGACAUGGGCUCAGCCACUCCCAAAAUCCUUUGGGCAUCCAAGCCUUCAAUUGACUACAGAGGGCUGUGGUUCGACCUGGAGAUUUCUUACAGUGGCUCCUUCCUGAUGACCUUGGAGACUAAGAUGAACUUAAUUCGCCUGGGCAAGGAGGGAGAGAGCCACCGCUUAGGGGAAGAGGGCAACGAUGGAUGCAGGCCACGGACUUACUGUCUGGCUGAUAGUGAUGAAGAGUCGUCCAGCGCAGGCUCAUCAGAUGAGGAAGACUCCUCUGAGCUCUCGAAUGACUCUGCAGGAGCCGAAGGUUUGGUUGGAGGCCACAAGCCGAGCAAGAUCAUGCGCUUUGUGGACAAGAUUACCAAGUCCAAAUACUUCCAGAAGGCUACAGAAACGGAGUUCAUCAAAAAGAAGAUGGAAGAAGUAUCAAACACACCCCUCCUGCUCACAGUAGAGGUGCAGGAACUGCAAGGAAUGCUGGCUGUCAACAUACCCCCUCCACCCACUGACAGAAUAUGGUAUGGCUUUAGGAAGCCACCUCACCUGGAACUGAAGGCGCGACCGAAGCUUGGAGAAAGAGAAGUCACUUUGCCUCAUGUUACAGACUGGAUAGAGAAAAAACUGAACCAGGAAUUCCAGAAAGUCUUUGUAAUGCCAAACAUGGACGAUGUGUGGCUGACCAUCAUGCAUACUGCCAUGGACCCUCGCACAGCCAGUGGACCAUCAGUUGUCUCCACAGGUGACACAGAGCCUUCACAGCCAGAGAGCGACAGCUCCAGCCAGCCAUAAAGAUUGUUUACAGUAUUUCCAAGAGCUUAUGAAGUCAAGAGAUGCAAACUGGAGCCAAAGUCGAUAUGUGAGACACUACUAUAAUACAGCCACAUUCCCGGGGGGUGGGUUUAAAGGAUUAUGGUAGAGUUGACCAAGAAAUACACUUUAUGACACACUAACCGUUGCUUGCUGCUCUGUUCAGUAGUAUUUAAGGUGCCAGAGGAAAGGGUGACUUGUCUUUGAAGGAUUUAUAUAAUAAUAAGGACCUAUUAAAUAGGGACUGAUAUGUGAAGAGAGUUGUGUGAGGUUUAAGUUAAUAAGUAUAUAUGUGGAUACAGAAGUUUAUAAUGUCCUUAAUGAACACUGAUGUGGGAGCAUUCACCAGAUACCUUACAGCCUGCAGAUGAGUCUUUGCUGCAGCUUGAAAGUGCGAUUAUGCAUCGUAGCCCCUUUUAUAAUAGAAAAACAGCAAGUGGUGAUUUACAGUAUGAUAGUAUGUUGUGAAUGAUUACUGAGUGGAGGAGACAUGUUGGUUCCAUUGUUGAGGAUUAAGUGUAAGCAGUUUUUGAUCAGGUGUUAACUAACAGUAUUAAUUUGUGCUGUGACCUCACCCUGAACACCCCCCAUUCAUUUGCCAAACCCCUCUUUGUAUACCAAUGAUGCCGUUAUCCAUAUCUGUAUGAAAAUGUUGCUCAAGUGCAAACAUACGUUAUGUAGAGGGAAGCAUCAUUCACUCUGUAAAUUCCACUCUAAUGAAAACAAGUGCAAUGACAGAAACGCUACACAGGCUUUAGUAUGAUACUGUAUAGACAUGAUAUUAAAGUUUUUUCUGAUGAGAAGUACAAGGCCUCUUAACACAUCUAUUGAAUGUAUGUAUGAAUAUUUACUUUCUUUUGUUAAUGUAUGAAGUGGGUAAUGCAAAUUAUUGCACAAAUACAAGUGAAAUAUUUCUCUAUUUAUGAUAAACACACUCAUCUUGCAUAUAUUUUCCCAAAUGUGUCUUUCAACCCUUAUGUUGAUGAAGUGUUGUGUAAAUCUAUUCAUCAGUUAUACAUUAUGGGCGGUAAUGUCGAUAAUGAUGUUGGAAGUAAUUUUACAUGACCAUUUUCUAUACGCGACAAUGCUUUCAUAAGACUCUACCUGCCAUACUGAAUGCAGAAAGACACACAGCUUGGGAAAUAAUACUUGGGUGAAGUGAGUUUACAUUCUCUGUAGUAGAGCAUUUAUUUCCAAGAAUGUAUAGUCUUAUUAACAGAUGUCCUUUUUGAGACGGCCGUUUAACGCUGUUUCUAAUCUUAACCAAAGUCCUCUGAUUGAGCCGACAGCACCAGAUCUCUCAUCUCGAAGGUACACACCCUGCAUUGGGAUUGGUGUUGAAGGUAACAUUUCCAAAUGUGCUACAGUAACUGCAUUAACAUUGUUUACAGGAAUUAUUACCUAGUUUUCAUUUAAUGCCCUUGACACUGUCUAAUGGAAUUUAUUUAAUUUUUUUCUGUAUAAUUGACUUACCCUUUAUGCCCUGACUACUUUUUGUUUGUUUUGAAUGACUACAUGAGGACUGCUAAGGUUGUAUUUUUUUUCUGCAUCUUUGAAAUAAACAGAAUGAAAAUAAGAAUUGAGGAUACAUGAAGGUUGUGUUAUUUGUAUCCGUGGGUUAUUGAGUUUUUAGAAUGUAAAAUUGUAUUUUAAGGCCAAAUUCAGUGAUUACAUGUAUCUGCCUUAUUUAUAGAGCUAAAUAAAUCUGUUGAUGAAAAAAUA
Pleuronectes platessa (European plaice) is the source of this 5409-nucleotide messenger RNA. RefSeq names its product testis-expressed protein 2. Gene Ontology annotation, cellular component: endoplasmic reticulum. The record is from RefSeq and is a predicted model, not a curated record. The transcript has 13 exons. NCBI's taxonomy places the organism in Eukaryota, Metazoa, Chordata, Actinopteri, Pleuronectiformes, Pleuronectidae. Gene Ontology annotation, molecular function: lipid binding. The coding region runs from base 376 to 3669 and encodes 1097 amino acids.